Molecule: messenger RNA, 165 nt
Organism: Funneliformis mosseae
Lineage: Eukaryota; Fungi; Glomeromycota; Glomeromycetes; Glomerales; Glomeraceae
Source: the annotation of a GenBank genome assembly
ACUUUUUUCAACUCGGACGCAUUAAUUAAUUAUCUUGCCGAAUUCUUAUAUGAAUAUGGAUUAAACGGGAAUUUACAGCAGUCUAAAUGUAUUUGUCAAAAUCAAAUGAUUAAAAUCUUGAAUGUCAAACUAAUGAACUAUAAAUUAGUUUUUGACGAAGCUACA